Canis lupus familiaris (dog) is the source of this 4270-nucleotide messenger RNA. It is a transcript of the gene NFX1, whose product is annotated as nuclear transcription factor, X-box binding 1. Gene Ontology annotation, biological process: negative regulation of transcription by RNA polymerase II. The transcript is spliced from 23 exons. Gene Ontology annotation, molecular function: zinc ion binding; DNA-binding transcription factor activity, RNA polymerase II-specific; RNA polymerase II transcription regulatory region sequence-specific DNA binding. Gene Ontology annotation, cellular component: nucleus. The record is from RefSeq and is a predicted model, not a curated record. Lineage: Eukaryota; Metazoa; Chordata; Mammalia; Carnivora; Canidae. Bases 516 to 3770 code for a protein of 1084 amino acids.
GGCUUAUCAUUUUCUGAUUUGUUAAAGUUCUCGGUAUAUUAGCCCUUUACCGUUUGUUUUUGCGCGUAUUUUCCCUUCGAUUCCCUUUUGACGACUUAGCAGUUCUGCUUGUUUAACCAACACUAAAGCCGAAGUAUUCUAGGUAGAAGGUGACGCUUGAGCGGACCGCGGGAGGCCAGGUGGAGUUGGUUGGGUGCCAGAACAAAGGGCACAGUAGCAAGAGAACACCACGAAUCUCAAAAAGAAAAGCAAUGACUACGCAAAUUCCUAGCCGCACACUAACGUGACCCUCCCCACCUACGGUCAGCCUCUACUCCCCUCCUCCACGCCGGCGCCUGGCGCUUGUGUCUGACGUCACGGACGCACCGCACAGUUCCCUCCGGCCGCGCAACCUCCGUGGCCGUCCACCCGGCGCGCGGAGGCGAAUAUUCUCGCGGCGCCGGAAGUCAGAGGCACGUGACCGGGUGACAUCCCGCUCUAGGUUGCAGGGCUCGCUUUAGGUGUUGCGGCACGGGAUGGCGGAGGCGCCUCCUGUCUCAGGUACUUUUAAAUUCAAUACGGAUGCUGCUGAGUUCAUUCCUCAGGAGAGAAAAAAUUCUGGUCUAAAUUGUGGAAGUCAAAGGAGACUAGAUUCUAAUAGGAUUGGGAGAAGAAAUUAUAGUUCACCACCUCCCUGUCACCUUUCCAGGCAAGUCCCUUAUGAUGACAUCUCUGCUGUUCAUCAGCACAGUUAUCCUUCAGGAAGCAAACCUAAGAGUCAACAGAUUUCUUUCCAAUCCUCUGCUUCUAACAAAUCACUAAAGAGCCAUGGCCUUCAGAAUCAACCUUGGCAGAAAUUGAGAAGUGAAAAGCAGCACAUCAAAGUCAAAAAAGUACAGAAUCUCACUGAUCAGACCUCAGAUGCAGCUGGCUUAGAAAGUGUGGCUAGGUCAGAGAGUGGGACAAACCCCAGAGAGCACAGCCCUUCUGAGAAUGAGAAGGAAGUUAUUGGUGCAGAUCCCAGGGGAGCAAAACCCAAAAAAGCAGCCCAAUUUAUAUACAGUUAUGGUAGAGGACCAAAAGUCAAGGGAAAACUCAAAUGUGAGUGGGGUAACAGAAUGACUCCAAAAUCCGAGGAUGCUGUACCUGAAAAUACCAAACCUGUGGGGGUUAUCCACCCUGACUCUUUGGAUACAUCCUUUAAGAAAAGUGUAUUGGAUGGGUAUGGGGCCAGACGCAAUGAGCAGAGAAGAUACCCACAGAAAAGGCCUCCUUGGGAAGUGGAAGGAGCCAGGCCACGACCAGGCAGGAAUCCACCAAAACAAGAGGGCCAACGACAUACAAAUGCCACCAGAAACAACAUGGCCCCCAUUCCAAAGGAUAAUCUUAAUGAGAGACCCGCAAAAUCUGCCUGUGACAAUGGGAACUUGGCAGGUGUCAACAAGUCUUCCCGAAGGGUUGACCCAGAGAAAUGUGCUGUAAGGAGGCAGGAUCCUCAAGUAACGUCUUUUCCCCGAGGCAAACAGAACCAUGUGCUAAAGAAUGUGGAAACACACACAGGUUCUCUAAUUGAACAGCUAACUACAGAAAAAUAUGAGUGCAUGGUGUGCUGUGAAUUGGUUCGCGUCACAGCACCAGUGUGGAGUUGUCAGAGCUGUUAUCAUGUGUUUCAUUUGAACUGCAUAAAGAAAUGGGCAAGGUCUCCAGCAUCUCAAGCAGAUGGCCAGAGUGGUUGGAGAUGCCCUGCCUGUCAGAAUGUUUCUGCACACGUUCCUAAUACUUACACUUGUUUCUGUGGCAAGGUAAAGAAUCCUGAAUGGAGCAGAAAUGAAAUUCCACAUAGUUGUGGUGAGGUUUGUAGAAAGAAACAGCCUGGCCAGGACUGUCCACAUUCCUGUAACCUUCUCUGUCAUCCUGGACCCUGCCCGCCCUGCCCUGCCUUUAUGACUAAAACGUGUGAAUGUGGACGGACCAGGCACACAGUUCGCUGUGGUCAGGCUGUCUCAGUCCACUGUUCCAAUCCAUGUGAGAAUCUUCUGAAUUGUGGUCAGCACCACUGUGCCGAGCUAUGCCAUGGGGGUCAAUGCCAGCCUUGUCGGAUCAUAUUGAACCAGGUAUGCUACUGUGGCAGCACUUCCCGAGAUGUGUUAUGUGGAACAGAUGUAGGAAAGUCUGAUGGAUUUGGCGACUUUGGCUGUUUAAAGAUAUGUGGCAAGGACUUGAAAUGUGGGAACCAUACAUGUUCUCAAGUAUGCCACCCUCAGCCCUGCCAGCCAUGCCCACGGCUCCCCCAGCUGGUGCGCUAUUGCCCUUGUGGCCAAACUCCUCUCUGCCAAUUGCUAGAACUUGGAAGUAGUACUCGGAAAACAUGCAUGGAUCCUGUCCCUUCAUGCGGAAAAGUGUGCGGCAAGCCUCUGCCAUGUGGUUCUUUAGAUUUCAUUCAUACCUGUGAAAAGCUCUGCCAUGAAGGAGACUGUGGACCAUGCUCUCGUACAUCGGUUAUUUCCUGCAGAUGCUCUUUCAGAACAAAGGAGCUUCCGUGUACCAGUCUCAAAAGUGAAGCAGAUGCUACAUUUAUGUGUGAUAAGCGGUGUAACAAGAAACGGUUGUGUGGACGGCAUAAAUGUAAUGAGAUAUGCUGUGUGGAUAAGGAGCACAAGUGCCCUUUGAUUUGUGGGAGGAAACUUCGUUGUGGCCUUCAUAGAUGUGAAGAACCUUGUCAUCGUGGGAACUGCCAGUCAUGCUGGCAAGCCAGUUUUGAUGAAUUAACCUGCCACUGUGGUGCAUCAGUGAUCUACCCUCCAGUUCCCUGUGGUACGAGACCCCCCGAGUGUACCCAGACCUGCGCCAGGGUCCAUGAAUGUGACCAUCCAGUGUAUCAUUCUUGUCAUAGUGAAGAGAAGUGUCCCCCUUGUACUUUCCUAACUCAGAAAUGGUGCAUGGGAAAACAUGAGUUACGAAGCAACAUCCCCUGUCACCUGGCUGAUAUCUCUUGCGGAUUACCCUGCAGUGCCACGCUACCAUGUGGGAUGCACAAGUGUCAGAGACUCUGUCACAAAGGAGAGUGUCUUGUGGAUGAGCCCUGCAAGCAGCCCUGUACUACCCCCAGAGCUGACUGUGGCCACCCGUGUAUGGCGCCCUGCCACCCCAGCUCACCCUGCCCCAUGACUGCUUGUAAAGCCAAGAUAGAGCUGCAGUGUGAAUGUGGACGAAGAAAGGAGAUGAUGAUUUGCUCUGAAGCAUCCAGUACUUAUCAAAGGCUGGAGUGUGAUGAGGAGUGUUUAGCCUUGGAAAGGAAAAAGCGGUUAGCAGAGGCAUUUCAUAUUAGUGAGGAUUCUGAUCCUUUCAAUGUACGUUCUUCGGGGUCAAAAUUCAGUGACAGUUUAAAAGAUGAUGCCAGGAAGGAUUUAAAGUUUGUCAGUGACAUUGAAAAAGAAAUGGAAGCCCUUGUGGAGGCCGUGAAUAAGGGAAAGAAUAGUAAGAAGAGCCAUUGCUUCCCUCCCAUGAACAGAGACCACCGCCGGAUCAUCCACGACCUGGCCCAAGUGUAUGGCCUGGAGAGCGUGAGCUAUGACAGUGAACCAAAGCGCAAUGUUGUCGUCACUGCAAUCAGGGGAAAGUCCAUUUGUCCUCCUACCACGCUGAUUGGUGUCCUUGAAAGGGAAAUGCAGUCACGGCCUCCACCACCAAUUCCUCAUCACAGACAUCAGACAGACAAGAGUCCUGUGAGCAGUAAUUUACAGAAAAUAGCCAAGGAACCAGUAAUUGACUACUUUGAUGUCCAGGACUGAGAAGAUCAAGAUGCACUUAGAUAAAAGAAUGAUUAGGUGUGAUGGGACUCGUUUGCCAGCAGAUAAAUCAUGCUUGUUCCUAACUCUCUGGUGGACUCACACACAGCCUCAGAUACUAUCUUGUACUGAUACAUCCAAAGCAUGAGUGUAUCAGAAAUCCUUCAUCCGCUAUUCCGUCUGUAUAAAGUGUUUCAGUAUGGCCAGAUCUCUAAUUAGACGGUCACUAGUGAUUCAGUCAUGUAUUUGCAGAGGCUCUGCCAUCACUGCGAUUGCUUAGAGGGCUGGGGGAACAUUGGGUUUGAUUUGGACAAAACAGAAUUUUAGCCUGAAAGUGGCACUUAGUCAUAGCCUCAGUUGUCCCAGUUACCCAUCCUCCUCUUAAAAAUGCCUGCAACAUCAGCUGCACCUCCUUUUUGAAUUAAUCCAAACUGAUCACAAUCUUUGGAAAGACACAAGUGAACUUCUCAGUCCAAAAUACGAAACGUUGAAUUGGUACCAUA